This is a messenger RNA of Vicia villosa (hairy vetch), 483 nucleotides long. RefSeq lists its product as uncharacterized. The record is from RefSeq and is a predicted model, not a curated record. NCBI's taxonomy places the organism in Eukaryota, Viridiplantae, Streptophyta, Magnoliopsida, Fabales, Fabaceae. The coding region runs from base 1 to 483 and encodes 160 amino acids. The transcript has a single exon.
AUGAAGUCUGAAUUUGAGAUGAGUCUUGUAGGAGAUCUCAUUGACUUUCUUGAUCUUCAAGUAAGGCAAAUGGAAGACAACAUUUUUGAAACUCAGAGCAAGUAUGCUGAGAGUAUUGUGAUGAAGUUUGGGCUUGAAAAUGCAAGCUACAGGAGAACUCCUACUGCAAUACAUGUGAAAGUAAGAAAAGAUGAAAAUGGAGUUGAUGUAAAUCAAAGUAUCUACAUAAGUAUGAUACGAAGUCUGCUAUACCUCACAUCAAGCAGACCUGGCAUCACUUUUGUGGUAGGGGUAUGUGCUAGAUAUCAAGCUAAAUCCAAGGCUAGUCAUCUCACUCAAGUAAAGAGAAUCAUGAAAUACAUAAAUGGGACUUGUGACUAUGACAUUCUAUAUUCACAUGAUACAAAUUCAAUAUCAGUAGGUUGUGAUGUAAAUAGGGCUGAAAGUGCUGAUGAUAAAAAAAAAAGUACAUCUUAUUACUAG